Molecule: messenger RNA, 2229 nt
Organism: Lottia gigantea (owl limpet)
Lineage: Eukaryota; Metazoa; Mollusca; Gastropoda; Lottiidae
Exons: 16
Coding region: 1-2229 (742 amino acids)
Cellular component (GO): plasma membrane
Molecular function (GO): mechanosensitive monoatomic ion channel activity
Source: RefSeq, a predicted model, not a curated record
AUGUACGAUGAAGAUCAAGACGAACCUACCAGCGAGGAGGAUCUGCUGGAACAGAUUCGGGAACAGAAAGAUAUUAUGGAGAACGUACAAUGCCAACCAUGGCCCAUGGCCAAAAAGAUGAAAAUUUUGAGACUAGCCAAGGCGUUUGUUGGUCGACACGAAGGCCAGCUAUCUAAAAGUAAAGGCUAUCAACAAAAAGGAAAACAGUUAUUUCGUCAAUUGAAAAGAAACUGGGAUAAUUUGGUUUCAGCCUUGGUACCGUGGGAAAUGAAAAUCAAAAGAAUUGAAAGUCAUUUUGGUUCCGUGGUUGUAUCAUAUUUCGUUUUUCUAAGAUGGUUAAUUUGGAUAAACGUGUUUCUGACCAUCAUGCCGACUUGUUUUAUUAUUAUACCAGAGUUAGUGGCCGGUGAACCUCACGGUAGUAACAGUAGAAAAACGAUACCAGUUGAUGAGAUGGAAACAGCUUACGAUCUUAAAACUAUUUGGGACGCAGAGGGCAUUAUGCGUCAAUCAUUAUUAUUUUACGGGUAUUAUGGUAAUGAAACAGUGAUAGGAAAUGGCUACAGACUUCCAUUAGCCUAUUUACUAUGUGGUUUCGCUACUUUUGCCUUUAGUUUCAUUGUUGUACUAAAACGAAUGGCUUCAAAUUCACGACAAAGUCGACUAUCAAAUAAAGAUGAGCAAUUCACAUUUUCUUGGAAACUGUUUACUGAAUGGGAUUUUAUGGUCGCAAAUCAAGAAACAGCCAAACUUAAACAUGCUUCUAUUAUUACAACAUUUAAGGAAACAAUUCUUGAAGAAAAAGAGAAAAUUCGAGAAAAAUUGAAUAAAUGGUUGAUAUUUUUUCGGAUAUUAGCGAAUGUGUUAGUUUUGAUGUCCCUAGCUCUAAGUGCCUAUAUCGUUCAGCUAUGUGUCGAGAGGGGUCGAGAGAACGAACUCAAAAAAUUUAACGACCCAACUUUUACCCUGGGAUUCUGGGACGAAAACGAGCUAACAGUCGUAAUGACUUUGAUAGCAACUUUGUUUCCCAAUCUCUCUGAUUUAAUAUCGUUAAUGGAGAAAUAUCAUCCCAGAACAAGUCUUCGGCUUCAGUUAGCUAGGAUAUUUGCGUUGAAUUUAUUAAAUUUAUAUACUCUCUUCAUCGCUCUGUAUAAUAAACAAAAUGAUUUGAAAAAAUUUGCUAGUUCUUUAUUGAACAAUACGGCUUGUGAACCAUCGUCUUCCUAUACGUCACUUCCGGUAACAGAAACGUCAUUAGAGAUGAACUUAACGGGUUAUUCCAUUAACGAAACAGAUGGAGGUAACGGAACGCUUUGGAUGACGUCGACCGUUUCUCCAACACUUAUUGAUCUAGACGACUGUCUUCUACCAAACAAUGCAUCACUAAACUCCCUGUGUUGGGAAACCAUGAUAGGGCAGGAAAUAUUUAAGUUAACAGUAAUGGAUAUAGUGUUUGUUUUGGGGCAGGUGAUUGUGAUAGAUGUUAUAAGAGGCGUUUUUAUUCGCUACUGUAACAGCCUAUGCUGUUGGGAUAUGGAGAAAACUUUUCCUGAAUACCCCGAUUUUAAAACGGCUGAAAAUCUACUCCAUCUAAUCAACAACCAGGGCAUGGUCUGGAUCGGAACAUUUUUCGCUCCUGGUUUACCCAUACUAAACCUAAUGAAGUUAUUAUUAAUGGUGUACGUUCGAUGUUGGACAGUACUGGUCUGUAACGUUCCCCAGCAGAACAUCUUCCGUGCUUCACGAUCUAACAACUUCUACUAUGCUCUCACGCUCGUUAUGUUAUUUCUGUGCAUGUUGCCACCACUGUUUUCAUUAGUUGGUAUUGAACCUUCGCCUGGUUGUGGACCAUUCAGUGGAAAACAGAAAAUGUACCAUAUUUUAACAGAAACCAUGGAAACAGAAUUACCAGACACUAUCAAUGACGUCAUAGACUAUGCAGCGUCCCCUGGUGUUAUUUUACCUGUCUUUAUGUUGCUAUGUAUGACGAUCUAUUACCUGAUCUCUGUGGGAAGAUCAUUAACAGAUACUAACGCUGAACUAAGGAUGCAGCUAGAAUAUGUAAGUAUUCAAGAGAUUGUAAAGACGUUUUCUAACUUUACAUGUGUAUUGAUAGCAUUGAUUCGAAUUAUUACAAUUUUUAAUCAGACUUCUGUGGUUCCUGCAAUUAUGUUAAUAGGCACUUAUAACAACUUAUAUAGGUUCAUGAAGAUCUUUUCUACCAGCUGA